This is a messenger RNA of Austrofundulus limnaeus, 2116 nucleotides long. RefSeq names its product Yip1 interacting factor homolog B (S. cerevisiae) (gene yif1b). The record is from RefSeq and is a predicted model, not a curated record. Gene Ontology annotation, cellular component: COPII-coated ER to Golgi transport vesicle; Golgi membrane; endoplasmic reticulum-Golgi intermediate compartment. NCBI's taxonomy places the organism in Eukaryota, Metazoa, Chordata, Actinopteri, Cyprinodontiformes, Rivulidae. The coding region runs from base 96 to 1022 and encodes 308 amino acids. The transcript is spliced from 8 exons. Gene Ontology annotation, biological process: endoplasmic reticulum to Golgi vesicle-mediated transport.
UUCAUCUUCCCCGGGCCGGCGUAGAGCUCGCUAACUUGUCUUAAUUCCAGCAUAGUUGGUUAGCUGACAACUGCUGCUUACCAAAGACAGCUGUUAUGGAUUACACCGCGACUCAAAGUGGCUUCAGACAACGUAAGUUACAACCCAGUAUGCGUCUGAGGAACAGCUCUGUGGAAGGUUCAGAUGGCAGCCAGCUGUUUGAGGACACAAGUGGAGCAGGACCAGGAUCUCAGGGCACCUAUAGGAACCAGCAGGCUGACCCUCAGGCUGCAGGAUUUUCUGGUCAGGCUUUCCUGUCAGACCCCAUGUCCAACCUGGCCAUGGCGUAUGGCAGCUCACUGGCAUCUCAGGGGAGGGAAAUGGUGGACAAGAAUUUGGACAGGUUUAUUCCCAUUUCCAAACUGAAAUACUACUUUGCUGUUGACACAAUGUAUGUUGGGAAGAAACUUGGCCUGUUGGUUUUUCCUUACAUGCACAAGAAUUGGGAGGUGAGUUACCAGCAGGACACGCCUGUCGCCCCACGUUUUGAUGUCAAUGCCCCGGACCUUUACAUUCCUACCAUGGGCUUCAUCACAUACGUCCUGGUGGCUGGACUGGCUCUUGGCACACAGAACAGGUUUUCUCCGGAGCUGCUGGGAGUUCAGGCCAGUUCAGCACUGGUGUGGUUGAUCAUGGAAGUCCUGGCGGUGCUGUUAUCACUUUACCUCRUCACUGUAAACACAGACCUCACCACCAUCGACCUUUUAGCCUUUUCUGGAUACAAAUAUGUAGGAAUGAUUGUUGGUGUUGUAGCAGGGCUUUUGUUCGGGAGGCCAGCCUAUUAUCUCUCUCUGCUGUGGUGUUGUGCAGCUAUAUUUGUCUUUAUGAUCCGCAGCCUGCGUCUGAAGCUGUUGUCUGAGGCGGCGGCUGAAGGGAAGCUGGUGAGAGGAGCCAGGAACCAGCUGAGGAUGUACCUCACCAUGUCUAUAGCUGCAGCGCAGCCCGUCUUUAUGUACUGGCUCACCUACCAUCUCGUCAGAUAAAAGCUACAACACGCUCCUCUGUGUAGAGAAUGAACUUGGCUGUCUGCAUGUCGUUCUCAGCCUGUCAGGAACAAACACAACCCCUCCACACUCAAAGACUGAAUCACUCAGAACACAAGCAACAAGACAGUAGAGAAGAGGUAAAACAUUUACUACCUUUUCUCACAGCACAGCCUUGUUAAGAUUGCCUUUUUUAUAUUUAAUGUCUUCAACAUUUGUAGCAAGUUGCUUUACAUUUUUUUGUUUCUAAAUUGUGUAAUUAAAUGUUAAGUUUUUUUUUUAUAAAUAUUUAUGUACGUUUGUGGAUAGUUAAACUAUUGUCUCUGAUUUUGUAUUUGGUCUGAUAUUUUUAAGCCAAUAGAAAGAAAGCACAUUAAUCUGUCACAAACUGGACACUUGAUGUUGUGAAGGAACUCGGAUCUGGAUUAAAACCCGAUCAGCUGGUUCUGUCUGAUAAUACUGUCACAGUUGGAUCUGGAGACAAAGUUUGUGAGUGUAGGAGUAAAAUCCCCAGUUUUAAAAUGUUUAAUCUUUUCUCAUUAUAUGUGCAAAGCUUUUCUGCCUGGCAUUGUUUGAACAGAAAUCAGUUUUAUGGAAGGGGUGGGGGCGUUAGUUGUGAACCUGAACAGCUGCUUUUGAUAUCCUUUUAGAAAUGAAGUUGACUGCUACUCAGAUUCAAAGUCAGAUGAAAUAAAAAGACAAAAAUGUGAAUUUAUUGUGCAAAACUUGUUUGAAGUCUUUAGGAAUUGGAAACACUGUAAGUUGAUGCAGCUUUGCUUCGUGUUUGUAGCUUUCAGCCGCUAUGUUUGUUGCUUCAUAUUUCAGUGUAAAUCACAAAUGAUUUUAGAAAGAUACAAAAUUUAGCACUUUCUCUAAAACGGAUGAAACAUUAGCUUUGUUACUCGUGUGUAACUCAAGCUGUUUCCAUCCAGUAAGGACCUCUUUAAAUAGGACACCUCCUUAAAGAUAAAUCAUUACUUUAACCACUAUGACAUUUGAAACAGUUUGUACUUGGUGUCACGGUUGACUGAAAUCUGAAGCUGAUCAAUCCACUGAAAUGUUGGGACUGAUGAAUAAAGUGAUGAUGAUGAUGA